Molecule: messenger RNA, 636 nt
Organism: Sinocyclocheilus grahami
Lineage: Eukaryota; Metazoa; Chordata; Actinopteri; Cypriniformes; Cyprinidae
Product: DNA-directed RNA polymerases I, II, and III subunit RPABC1-like
Exons: 5
Coding region: 115-603 (162 amino acids)
Biological process (GO): tRNA transcription by RNA polymerase III; transcription elongation by RNA polymerase I; transcription by RNA polymerase II
Cellular component (GO): RNA polymerase I complex; RNA polymerase III complex; RNA polymerase II, core complex
Molecular function (GO): DNA binding
Source: RefSeq, a predicted model, not a curated record
GCACCGUCUGACGUCAUACACACGCGCCGGCAGCAACGGGACCCAAGCGUGGAGUAAACGCGUCGAAUACAGCGGUCUGUUUUGAUCGUAAUAUCGUCCUCUUUAUAGCGCGAUAUGGAUGACGAGGAAGAGACAUACAGACUAUGGAAAAUUAGAAAAACUAUAAUGCAGCUUUGUCACGAUCGGGGUUAUUUGGUGACGCAAGAUGAACUGGAUCAGACUCUGGAUGAGUUCAGAAGCCAGUUUGGCGACAAACCCAGCGAAGGUCGACCGCGACGAACUGAUCUCACGGUGCUGGUCGCCCACAACGACGACCCGACCGACCAGAUGUUUGUGUUCUUCCCUGAGGAGCCAAAGGUUGGCAUCAAGACCAUAAAGAUGUAUUGCCAGCGAAUGCAAGAAGAAAACAUCACCAGGGCCAUCAUUGUAGUCCAGAUGGGCAUGACGCCCUCCGCCAAACAGUCUCUGGUAGACAUGGCGCCUAAGUACAUACUUGAGCAGUUUCUUCAGCAGGAGCUUCUAAUCAACAUCACCGAACACGAGCUUGUUCCAGAGCACAUAGUCAUGACUAAAGAGGAAGUGACCGAGUUGCUGGCGCGGUAGUAUCCUUUGAGUUUUGGUUGAAGUUUAUAGCAC